AUGCCCAAAAAUCCACCCUUUUACAUCUACCUCCGCUCCCUAACCACCAGCCCUCCCGAACUGUCCGUCCUCAACAUCUACACCGACAUGUGCCCGCACGUGUCAAACCGCGGCCUCGGCCGCCAACUCACCGACAAAUGGUACGCCACCCACCAGUUCAUCGCCGAGAUGAUCUUCCACGCACGUGCGGAGUGGCACCCGUGCCGGGUCCCCGACCCCGCGCGCGCGAGGAUGUUCUACGUCCCGUUCUACGCGGGGCUGUACGGUUCGAGUAGGUUCAUGGAGAGGGAGUUCGGGGUCCGAGACGGGCUUGGAGUUGAGCUGGGGGAGUUUGUUUCCGGGGGGAAAUUUUGGAGGAGGAUGAACGGGAAGGAUCACUUUAUGGUCGUUGGGAGAACCGCGUGGGAUUUUAUGCGGGCUAAUGACGGCGUGGCUGAGGAUUUUGGUGCUAAUCGUUUGCUUCUGUUGCCUCCGGUAAAAAACAUGUCAAUUUUAACCGUGGAGCGACAGCCUUGGCACGGCCUCAACCAAUUCGGAAUUCCCUACCCUUCCUAUUUCCAUCCGUACACUUCCGCCGACGUGGCAGAAUGGCAAGACUCCAUUCGUCAAUCCAAGCGGACCCACCUCUACUCCUUCAUCGGCGGCCCACGUGUCAAUGUGGAGAAAGCUGCGGUACGAAAUGAUAUAUUACAUCAGUGUGCUCAAUCAAAUCGAUGCAUCAGGGUUCAAUGUGAACCGGGUUCAACUAACUGUCACGAGCCAGACCGGGUUUUAGAAGUCAUGAAGAGGUCCAAAUUUUGCAUGCAACCGCCGGGAGAUUCUUUCACUAGGCGAUCAGUAUUUGAUUCCGUGCUCGCGGGAUGCAUACCUGUGUUUUUCUCGGAACAUACGGCCUAUACGCAGUACAAAUGGUAUUUUCCUGUUCGGAGGGAGGAGUGGUCGGUUUUUAUUGAACCGGACCGGUGGGGUUCCAUUGAGGAGGAAUUGAACCGGAUUGAUGAGGAGAGAGUUGAGAAAAUGAGAGAAAAGGUUAUAGAGAUGAUUCCGUUGGUUACUUAUGCGCAUCCUAAUGCUAGUUUUGGUGAAUUAGGGUUUGAGGAUGCAGUGGAUGUAGCUCUUAUGGAGCUAACAAAGCACGUAAAUACUUUGGCUUCAAAUUAAGGCAUAGCUUAGCAUUGUGCUGAAUUGGGAAGGGAAAGAAUUGUUUUUUUGACAUUGAUCACAAUUAAUUUGUUAUUAGGGUUUAGUAAAUAAAUCAAUAAACUUA
Molecule: messenger RNA, 1267 nt
Organism: Asparagus officinalis (garden asparagus)
Lineage: Eukaryota; Viridiplantae; Streptophyta; Magnoliopsida; Asparagales; Asparagaceae
Product: probable xyloglucan galactosyltransferase GT17
Exons: 2
Coding region: 1-1161 (386 amino acids)
Molecular function (GO): glycosyltransferase activity
Source: RefSeq, a predicted model, not a curated record